AUGGGAAAAGGCGGCCACAGUGGCGGGCAAUCUCGUGCACGUGUACGGGUUAUAUUGUGCACUACGGUGGCCUUCGUGGCACUCCAAUGUCUGAGCAGAAGCGCAGGCCAUGGCUGGAUGAUGAAAGCAUGCUCAGAGCGUGCCUCAGAGCGUGCGGCAUCCGGCAGAAGAGCCUCGGUGGUCGUCACAGAUGUGGAUGGGACCUUGAUGAACUCGACCCACCAGCUUCCAGCUGCAAACUACAAGGCCCUCCGACACUGCAUGCGGCUGGGUGUUCCAGUUAUUCUGGCAACUGGCAAACAUCGCGGGCCCUGGUUUCGGCAACUGCUGGAUCAGGUCACUGACGACCAGGUACAGGCCUCGUCCAACUGGACGCUAAAUGCGCCUGGAGUCUUUGUACAAGGGCUGCGCGUAUGUGACUCCGCAGGGCAGGUCGUGUCCACCACCUUGCUUCCAGCCAGGGUGUUCGAUGCCUGUGCUCGCCUAGCAAAGCAAGAAGGGUGGACGCUAUUAGCUUACACUGAUUCUGAUCAGAUCAUCAGCAAUCAGAUGAGUCCGUUAAUCAGUUCCAUCAACGCCCUCGGUGAACCGCCUGUGCAGCUAGGCUCUGUGGACGACGGCGUCGGAAUUCACAAACUUCUUUUUCUUGGAGACCCCUCGAUGGAGGAGGCUGUCCGAGGCGAGGUGGCGGCAGCCAUUGGUGCAGAGGCAUCCCUCACCGUGGCCAUACCAGGUAUGGUUGAGGUGCUGCCAAGGGGAAUUUGCAAGGCCGACGGUGUCAGGCAAGCAUUGCAAAUGCUGGAUGUUGCUCCUUGCGACGUUCUCGCGUUGGGCGAUGGCGAGAACGAUCUGGAGAUGCUUGGAGAGAUCCGUCACAGCGGUGGCAUUGCAGCAGCCGUCCAGAAUGCACGGCCAAUUCUGAAGGAGGUUGCUGAGUACACCGUCGCUUCCUGCGACGAGGCCGGCUGGGCCCAGGCGGUGGAGCGCUGGGUUCUUGGCAUGCCCGACGGCUCCCUGCUUGGGGACGCCUCGGAUCUGACUGACUCCGCAGUCUCCCCGCGUGAGAAAUAG
Messenger RNA from Symbiodinium natans, 1071 nucleotides. Lineage: Eukaryota; Dinophyceae; Suessiales; Symbiodiniaceae. The record is from the annotation of a GenBank genome assembly.